UACUAAAUCAUACUUUCUGACAAUCAGUUUAAAGAACUUGGUGAACAAUUUUAUGAUUAUUUAGACGAAAAACAGAUUCGAUGUACCUAUUUUGAACAACACCACCGUCCAAAACAAAAAUUCAGUUCAACGCCCUUGUUUUAAAUUCCAACAAACAAUUCAAUACCAUUAUGAAGUUGUAUUUAAAAGUGUUGAUUGGAUUAGCAGUAGCAGUUGUGACAGUUUUCACGCAAAAUAAUAACUGCAUACUGACGGGAAAUUCCUUGGGCAAUCUCACCUCUAUUCAGCAACAAUGCACUGAGAUUGUAAUAGAAAAUUUCACAGUGCCUGCAAAUCAGAGUUUAUCGUUAAGAAAUCUUAGGAAUGGUACAACAGUAUCUUUCAGAGGACUUAUAAGCUUCGGAUAUGCAGAAUCGCUUGGAAAUCUUAUUGUAGUCUCAGGCACAAAUAUUACUGUCAUAGGAGAACCUGGACACCUUUUCAAUUGCAGAGGUGAAAGGUGGUGGGACGGAUUUGCGGACAACAACGGCAAAUUGAAACCGUUAUUCUUUCUGGCAAUCAACCUACGGUAUUCAAGUGUCAGUGGAUUGCGCAUUAAAAACACCCCGCAGCGGGUCAUCGCUAUCCAGUCUUCCCAACAAGUAGUGUUUUCGAACAUCACAAUAGAUAAUUUCGAAGGAGAUAGAAACGGCGCACAUACCACUAUCGGAUUUGAUUUGAACGAAUCUAGUGAUAUAACCAUUCAGGGUAGUCAAAUUGUUAAUCAAGACGAUUGUAUAGCGAUCAAUUCAGGUACAAAUUCUUACUUUUAUGACAAUCACUGUCGGGGAGGUCGGGGUAUAUCGAUUGGUCCCCUUGGUAAUCGCAGCAGCAACGUGGUCCGAAAUGUUCACGUAAGAGGCUGCACUGUUGUAAAUUCAGCAGACGGAAUUCGAAUAAGGACCUUUGCUAACACAACUGGGCAGGUGCUUGACAUCACUUACGAGAAUAUACAAUUCCAAAAUAUUUUUGAUUAUGGAAUAGUAGUACGAGGGGACUUAAGAGGUAACAGGCCCACCGGAAAUGCUACAGAAGGAUUCACUAUUAGAAAUUUUACGAUUAGUAAUGUUCAAGGCUGGGUACGACCAAGUGCCAUCAGCGUCUUUGUACUCCUUGCAGAAGGUGUAGCAUCCAAUUGGAGAUGGUCAAGGGUCAAUCUGACAGGCACCAGAAAUAUCAACAGCUGUACUGGAGUCCCACCAAAUUCAGGAGUUCAAUGUUAAACGAUAGUAAAAUUUAAUAUACACUUCAAGAAUAACAGUAAAUACAUAUUUUGUAAUUAAUUCUCAUGUUCAAAUCGCAAUCUAUGUAUCUUCAAUUGAACUUGUUUGAAAUCAAAUAAAAUAUAAUGUAAAAAUA
Molecule: messenger RNA, 1398 nt
Organism: Agrilus planipennis (emerald ash borer)
Lineage: Eukaryota; Metazoa; Arthropoda; Insecta; Coleoptera; Buprestidae
Product: polygalacturonase-like
Exons: 3
Coding region: 171-1262 (363 amino acids)
Biological process (GO): pectin catabolic process
Cellular component (GO): extracellular region
Molecular function (GO): polygalacturonase activity
Source: RefSeq, a predicted model, not a curated record